UAGACUGUGAUGACAGCAGACCGGAAGUCCCGCUCCGCUCCUGGCUCUUGUUUCCUGCUCCGAUAUCAUUUUGCUCUUUUCUCUUAUUUUUAACUGUAAAACCUGAAAAGUCCUGAAGGUGGAAUCCACGAUGGAGGAUUUUCACAACGGAAAUGAGGGCUCCUUCAACUCUGACGAGGCCGACAACAUCGUCAAGGAGUGCAUCGAGGGCGUCGUGGGCGCUGACGACUACAGUCAGAACCUGGUGAACAAGUGGACCGCCGGCAUCGUGGAGCGCUGCCUCACCCAGCUGGUCAAACAGGGCAAAUCCUACAAGUACAUCGUGACGUGUGCUGUGAUGCAGAAAACAGGAGCAGGACUCCACACAGCCAACUCCUGCUUCUGGGACACGGCCAUGGACGGAAGUUGCACAGUGAGAUGGGAGAACCGCACAAUGUACUGUGUGGUCAGUGUGUUCGCUGUGGCCAUCGCGUAGAACACACACACACACACACACACACUCAUCAACACACACAACUGAACCCAGAAAGAGUAUCAUGCAGUGUGUCCCCGUGAACAGCAGGGGGGGCCAGCGAGUGCCACAACCAUCCAGCUGUUUGUGCAGCCGUAGAGAAGAAAACAUCUGGAUUUUCUCUUUCAGAUGCAAGUAACACAACUCAACGUAUUUAACUCCUCACUACAGCGCUUCAGCAGCUUCACCUUAUUUAUCACAGACGCCGGAAAACGCUCUGCUGUUGUUUACAUCAUGUCAAUUUACUGCAGGAGAAUAAACAACAAGAACAACGAA
This is a messenger RNA of Platichthys flesus (European flounder), 787 nucleotides long. RefSeq names its product dynein light chain Tctex-type 3-like. The transcript has 5 exons. Lineage: Eukaryota; Metazoa; Chordata; Actinopteri; Pleuronectiformes; Pleuronectidae. Gene Ontology annotation, biological process: microtubule-based movement. The record is from RefSeq and is a predicted model, not a curated record. Gene Ontology annotation, molecular function: dynein intermediate chain binding. Gene Ontology annotation, cellular component: kinetochore; cytoplasm; cytoplasmic dynein complex. The coding region runs from base 131 to 475 and encodes 114 amino acids.